AUGACUGACCUGCGAGAUAUGUCUCGCAUGUGGAACGCCUUGAUGUUGUUAGAAGCUGCAGAUGCCGAAGCUAAAAAGAUGUCUCGGCAGCGUAUGAUUCUACAAAGAUUAAAGAAUCGCGAACGGUUACUCCAAAAAAUUCCGGAGUGGCAGUUUAGAGCUCAUUACAGGCUGAAUAAGGAAGAGUUCCACUCGUUGUGUGACGAGCUCAGGCACAAUACCAGUUUAAAAGGUUCUAAAACAACUUCACUGGAACUUAAGGUGCUGACAGCAUUGAGCUUUUAUGCCAUGGGUUCAUAUCAGAAAGGUGUUGCUAAUGAGGUGACAGUGGUUACUCUCAAAGGAGCUACCUUAUGACACCUAUUCUGAAUGCAGAACCAGGAUCUAGAGGAGAGAACUACACUAGAGUGCAUGUCAAGGCCCGAAACUGCAUAGAAAGGGCAUUUGGUUAAAUAUAGAUUUUGAUAUUUGUUAGGUCAGCGUAUCCUUUAUUAUCACCCUGAUUAUGCAGCAGAAAUUGUUAUUGCACGUGUGGUACUGCAUAACAUGCUCAUAGAUUCAAGAGGAACUCCUACAGAUGAUGCAGAAGUAAUUUUGUCCACUGCUCUUACACAACCAACUGUU
Papilio machaon (common yellow swallowtail) is the source of this 624-nucleotide messenger RNA. RefSeq lists its product as uncharacterized. The record is from RefSeq and is a predicted model, not a curated record. The coding region runs from base 1 to 357 and encodes 118 amino acids. Lineage: Eukaryota; Metazoa; Arthropoda; Insecta; Lepidoptera; Papilionidae. The transcript has 4 exons.